GAAGAAAAGGUAAAAUAAUAAAACGAAAGAGAAAAACCGAUUCCUGCGUUACUUUUCCUUCUUCUUUCUCCUCUGAGUCAUCUCUCUCUCUCUCUCUCUCUCUACCCUUCUUUUCUGUCGUUAGUCACAAUAUUUCUGCUCAUUAUCACGAUUUUUAUUAGCCGGGAAGUUCCUCUCCGUGCUUCAGUUUCAGCUAUUUAUGCUGAACUUUUCAUGCAUUUAUUGACGGAUUAAGAGUUGAACCUUGCGCGUUUCUCGACUCUGUUAAAUUCACCCGUCCCCCCGUAUUCUUUCUCGUGAUUCCCAUAUUCUGUUUUUGUCUCUUUUUUUUAAGAUUACUGUUUCUGGGUUUCCUCCUCCCGAUUUCAGGUUCUGCCCGUCUUUGCGAUCUUUACGACAGAGUGGAUGCUUCAGGCUUGUUGCUAAUGAGCAUCAGUUUUUAGAACUAUGAAAAUGGAAUUUGAUACCGGGUACAGAAAGGGGAAUGUUGGGCGCAGCACAUUGGCUAAAAAGCCAAAUGAGACCAUGAGGGUGCUUAUUACCAUUGCUGUCGGGAUAAUAUUUGGCUUCUUCAUAGGAGUUUCAUUUCCAUCACUCUCGUUAACGAAGCUAAAUAUCACAUCUGCUAUUAUUCACGACUUUGUAAUAAUUGGGGACAAAAGUACAGCAAAUUCUACACAACAAGACACUACGAGCAGCUCAGCCAAAAAUCAAGUCACAACAGAUGUCUCAAAGAUUUGGGUUCCAUCAAAUCCGAAAGGUGCAGAACGGUUGCCUCCAGGUAUUGUUGCAUCUGAAUCAGACUUUUAUCUACGGAGACUUUGGGGAAAACCUAGUGAGGACUUGGCCAGCAAACCAAAAUAUCUUGUCACCUUUACCGUUGGUUAUGGUCAAAGGAAAAACAUCGAUGCAGCAGUGAAAAAGUUUUCAAAGAACUUUACCAUCGUUUUGUUUCAUUAUGACGGAAGAACAAGUGAAUGGGAUGAGUUUGAGUGGUCAGAACAAGCUAUUCAUAUUAGUGCCAGAAAACAAACAAAAUGGUGGUACGCUAAGAGGUUUCUGCAUCCAGAUGUUGUUGCUGCAUAUGAUUACAUAUUUAUUUGGGAUGAAGACCUAGGGGUCGAACAUUUUGACGCAGAAGAGUACAUCAAACUUGUGAGGAAGUAUGCUCUAGAAAUUUCACAGCCGGGUUUGGAACCCGACAGGGGAACGACUUGGCAGAUGACAAAAAGAAGAGGCGGUCAAGAGAUUCACAAGGUAACAAAGGAGAGGCCGGGUUGGUGUUCUGACCCCCAUUUGCCACCCUGUGCAGCGUUUGUAGAAAUCAUGGCUCCUGUAUUUUCUAGAGAUGCAUGGCGCUGCGUUUGGCAUGUGAUUCAGAACGACUUGGUGCAUGGAUGGGGACUGGACUUUGCCCUCCAACGAUGCGUUGAGCCUGCUCAUGAGAGAAUCGGAGUGGUAGAUGCUCAGUGGAUCGUCCAUCAAACAGUUCCUUCACUGGGAAACGAGGGCCAAGCAGAAAAUGGGAAGGCUCCAUGGCAAGGGGUGAGACAGAGGUGUAGAAGUGAGUGGGAUAUGUUCAGAGCUCGAAUGAAGAAUGCAGAGAGGUCUUAUUACGAGUCCAUCGGAGUUAACUUCACAGGGCAUACAUAGAUAGUGUGAGAGAAGAAUACCAUGAUAAAACCACAAUUAGUUGCUACAUCUUUACUAAAAGUUCAUUAUUAUACUUGUAGAUAAACAAUUUUCUUAGUGAAUUUUUUUUAUCAUGCGGA
Salvia miltiorrhiza (redroot sage) is the source of this 1772-nucleotide messenger RNA. RefSeq lists its product as uncharacterized. The coding region runs from base 448 to 1653 and encodes 401 amino acids. The record is from RefSeq and is a predicted model, not a curated record. The transcript is spliced from 15 exons. Lineage: Eukaryota; Viridiplantae; Streptophyta; Magnoliopsida; Lamiales; Lamiaceae.